AUGAGGGGCCUCUAUACUGCUCCCCUGGCCGGGUUGUUCUGCUCUAUCUUCCUUCUCGGCCCUGUUACAGCAUCAACGCCGGCCAGUAGCAGUGACAAGCUUGAGGAAAGAGACCUUAACAACAAUAACCCAUCCGAUCCCUGCGAGUGCUACAUCGUUUCUGGUGAAGACCCGGGGUAUUUCAGACAUCACCGCUUCUAUGAUUUCCGAAGCCGGGGUUUAGAGCUUGCUGCAGAUAAGGAGAAGCACCCGCAGCAACACAGACGCAACAUAACCUCUCGAAGACUGCCUGGAACCGGACAUGGAGGCAUACCCGUACACAUACCCGGCAGGGUGAUUGAUUUCGACUCAAAGGGCCGCGAUAAUGAGGCUGGAGGAGCCCCUGAUCCCAACGCCGACAGCAACGAGUUCCACCCUACUCUGGCUGGCAGCCGCUUCAUCGAGGACUGGGACGUCCAGAACUGGAACAGAGAGGGAUCAGCCCUCUUCCCGAUCCCGAUUAAAAAUUCACAUCAUAAUGUCUUCAUAGUGCGCAAUAGCACGGAAAGGGGAGACGAAACAACACAUAUGGUUCUUCGCACUGUACGGAUGGAAAACCAUACUUCCACGGCUGAAGUUCAGACUCAUGAUACUGAUAUUGUUCAUGUUUCGCUUCGUGUCAGGCUACGUCUAUAUGCCAACUCGGGCUGGUUCUAUUUUCCCAAAGAAAAGGGCGGAAACAUAAGUACCGUAACGGAUGAUGCUCAUUAUUUCCUCCCAACUAGCUACUGGAUAAAGGGCCCUCCAGUCGGUGCAUGUGCAGGAGUUUUCACAUACUACGGAAAAAGCGACGAAUCAGACAUUGAAAUUCUCACAGGCGAUCCCCCAAACCUCGUCCGAUAUGCUAAUCAGCCAGACUGGGACCCCAAGACUGAUGAAUCCAUACCCGGUGCAAGUGAUGAGGUAGAAAUUGCUGUUCCCUGGACCCACUGGGGAGACCAUCGGAUUGACUGGUUCCAAGAUAUUAGCCGUUGGUAUUUUAAUGGUGAACCUCUAGUGUCGAAAACGUAUGGGGUUCCCAAACACCCGAGUAUGUUGAUCCUCAACUUAUGGAGCGAUGGCGGCGAAUGGACGGGGAACAUGACCGUCGGUUCAUCGGUAUAUAUGGGCGUUGAAUGGGUGGAGAUGGUAUACAACAAAACUACCGAUGUUGAAGGAGCCCAUAAGAAACAUAUCCGGGCUAAUCCUGGAUCAGAAACCGAAGGCGAUGAGCACAAUAAGCACGAGGACAGCGAGAGCACGCAGCACAGGUCGGACAAAGUCCCUUCCCUCCAAUCCGCUAGACGCGGCCGCCCUAGACCCAAGAAGAAACAGGUCGGCAAAGGGAAGAUUGGUGGCCGUCCAAAAAAUAAGGGCACAGGGAAGGGCAAAGGCAAGCAUAAGGGCAAAAAGCCAGAGACAAAACCCAAGCCAAAUGACAAAGACAGCCAGGAGGAAAAUUGCAAAGUAGUUUGUCGUGUUGAUGGGGUUAGGACCCAAGGAGUCCCUGAGGUCAUUUAAUGGCCUGUCCAUGCUAUCUGCCCCUUGUGAUGCGCAGCGUUUUUCCAUUCUCCCCCCCUUUUAACGGUUUGGUUAACUAGUUGGCUAGUCCUUUGGCUGUUCCGAGCUUAGAGUUCGAAUGGUUCUUAGUUAUAUUAAGUAGGCGAAUAGACGGCAUCUAUGACCCUGCCUAUUGUUAUAUUCGAGUGAAGGGAAGCGGUAUUGGUCCAGCGCCUGCGUAUUGAUUUCAUUGUCAGUCUUAACUUGGUAGUGAUAGAAUCAAUUGCUUGGAAUAGUACUUCUUACUCUUGUUCUUUGUUAAUCACUCUGGGAUCUUCCAUCGUUGUAACGUCGGUGAUUCACCGUUGUUCAUCAAAUAUAGGCUUAUCAAACCUCAAAGCUAUAGAGGCCCCAUCACAACAAAGCGUCAUGGGUCCAUAAACCAUAGUUACUAUCAAAAUCGAAUCAAGACCAAUUCAUCAAAUGCAUUACGGGGGCAGUAAAGCCCACUCCUCUCCAAAUCUAUUCAUACAGCGCGAUUAAACGCGCAACGAAAAAAAGACGUAAAAACCCAAAUCAAGUAUCAAAAAAAAAAAAAAAAAAAAAGCCCCAA
Molecule: messenger RNA, 2131 nt
Organism: Trichophyton rubrum CBS 118892
Lineage: Eukaryota; Fungi; Ascomycota; Eurotiomycetes; Onygenales; Arthrodermataceae
Exons: 1
Coding region: 1-1539 (512 amino acids)
Biological process (GO): carbohydrate metabolic process
Molecular function (GO): hydrolase activity, hydrolyzing O-glycosyl compounds
Source: RefSeq, a predicted model, not a curated record